AUGGCUUCUCGAACUGGCGUCCCGAUCACAUCUCCGCCUCUUGCGGGGCAGUCGAUUGAGCAUGAGGGGAAGACAUAUGAGACAGUCAGAGAAGGCCACGCAUACAUUCUCAUUCCGCCAAACACUCAGAAGUCUGUCGAUCCUCGAGCCAAAGCGAAGGCAGGUGAGCACCUAGACAACUAUAACGUCUUCUACAAUCCUAUCCAACAGUUUAAUCGAGACCUGAGCGUACUAUCCAUCAAAGCUUUCGGCGAAGACUAUGUGCAGCGCAGGAGGCAACGAAAUGAGAAGAACAAGGAGAAGAAUAACAGUAAGCGCAACAACAAGAAGAGGAAGAUAACGGAGGUCACGGAGGACAAUAAUGACCAAGAAGGUGGGGCAGAGGACGGUGAAGUGGUCAAAGACGAAAAGAACGGCGAAGCUGCGAACGGCGAAGAUACGAACAGUCACCCACCUCAACCAGCCGGGCCACGAUUUCGCAUCUUGGAUGCGUUGUCGGCGACAGGCCUGAGAGCGCUACGGUAUGCGAAAGAGAUACGGUUUGCCACUGGUGUCGUCGCGAACGAUAUGAACCCGAACGCGACCAAGAGCAUGGCUCUGAACAUCCAGCACAACGACUUGGCGGCUUCAAUCACGCCAAAUACAGGGGACGCGAUAGGACACAUGUACAGCGUUGCAUACCCACCGACCAACUCACACGGCCCGCAUCACGUCAAUGCAAAGUACGACGUAAUCGACCUGGACCCAUACGGCACUGCCGCUCCUUUUAUCGAUGCCGCGCUACAAGCACUAAAUGAUGGCGGGCUGCUCUGUGUGACGUGCACGGACUCGGGAGUGUUUGCUUCCACUGGUUACUGCGAGAAGACAUACGCCCUCUAUGGCGGGAUGCCUGUGAAAGGACCAUUCAUGCACGAGGGCGGUCUCCGCCUGAUCAUCAACUCGAUUGCCUCCGCUGCUGCGAGGUACGGCUUGGCCAUCGAGCCGCUUCUGUCCCUGAAUAUCGACUUCUAUGCGAGAGUAUUCAUUCGAGUACGGAAGAGCGCAGCAGAUGUCAAAUUCUACGCCGGCAAGACCAUGCUCGUUUACUGUUGUGAUUCAGGAUGUGGAGCAUGGUCCACGAACCUGAUUGGUCGCAACAGCAAGCAGACUGGCAAGGGAGGAAAUGAGUGGUACAAGCAUUCGAUCGAGCAAGCCCCAAAGGCAGAUCGCUUGUGCGAGCAUUGUGGAAACAAGACUCACCUAGGUGGCCCCAUGUGGGCAGGGCCUCUGCACAACGCUGCAUUCAUCGAGAAGAUUCUUGAAGAUCUCGACUCGCUCGACGACAAAGUCUACGAGACCAAGCCUCGCAUUGAAGGGAUGCUGACGACCGCCUUGGACGAACUUCUGGUCAAUGACGAAGCGACACAGUACGCACCCGCGAAGCAGAAAGAUGGGACUGCUGAGAUGAUAUCAAAAGUGUCUCCCGAAGUGGUGGACCGACACCCUUUCUUCUUCAACGCAUCGGCGUUGUCCAAGAUUCUUCACUGCAUUGCGCCAUCAGACACUGCCAUCAAGGGUGCGCUUCGACAUGCCGGGUAUCGAGUGACUAGAAGUCAUUGCGCGGCCGGCAGCAUCAAGACAAAUGCACCGUGGACCGUCAUCUGGGAGGUCAUGCGGGAGUGGGUGCGCCAGAAACAGCCCAUCAAAGAAGGUGCGCUCAGAGAAGGACAAGCUGGCUGGAGGAUCAUGCAAAUGGCUCGUAAGCCAGAGGAAGAGACAAACGGCACGUCAGACGGAGACACGCCUGAGAUUGUGACAGAGCACACCUCGACUGCUAUGAAAGAUGCCAACGCCGAGCCGAAGAGAAUAAAGGUUGUCUUUGACGAAGUGCUCGGAAAAGACAAACCCAGCGCGAAGCGUAUCGUGCGGUAUCAGCAGAAUCCUCGGGAGAACUGGGGUCCCAUGACCAAAGCAAAAGGAAGCGCCUAG
This is a messenger RNA of Zasmidium cellare ATCC 36951, 1968 nucleotides long. RefSeq lists its product as uncharacterized. The transcript has 3 exons. The record is from RefSeq and is a predicted model, not a curated record. Gene Ontology annotation, cellular component: nucleus. NCBI's taxonomy places the organism in Eukaryota, Fungi, Ascomycota, Dothideomycetes, Mycosphaerellales, Mycosphaerellaceae. Gene Ontology annotation, biological process: tRNA N2-guanine methylation. Gene Ontology annotation, molecular function: RNA binding. The coding region runs from base 1 to 1968 and encodes 655 amino acids.